AUCACCUGAAAAAUGUCAAUUUCCAACACGUUUAACAUUUUUUUUGUAUAUUUUACAAAAUGAUUUUAGUUAAUUAAGUAGAUUCAUAAUAUUACUCAAUUUUUUCACCAAUAUGAGCGCGGUACCAAUCUUGGCUGUUAGGAGCAGCUCCGGAAUUUGUGUGUGGUCUAACAACAAUGGAAAUUCAGAAAGUGGUAAUUAUAGUGAAUGCCAAGAUUUUGAUAAGGAAGUUAACAAAUCAUGCAAGGCUAUGGUAUUCAGCCCCAAUGGCAAAUAUUUUGCCUGGACAAACAGCACAAACGUUAAAGUGUGUUGCACCAGCGAUUGGAAGUUAAAAGUGGAAAUUCCUCGGACAAAAGUGUUAGAUCUAAAAUUUUCACCCAAAGAUACAUAUUUGAUGACAUAUGAAAUUUAUGCAACAAAUAAAACAAAUCCUCAAGGUUUUAAUAACUUAAAUGUAUUUCUGGUUGAAACAGGAGAGUUGGUGAUGUCAUUUGUGCAAAAGAAACAAACUGAAUGGGAACCGGAGUGGUCUGGAGAUGAGAGUAUAAUGGCAUUAAUGAAUGGUGGAGAAUUAUUUAUUUAUGAAAUAGAUAAAUGUGAGUUUGGAACAUCAUGGGAUGGAAAGCCAACCAAAAAAAUUGGGGGAGGUCGAAAUGGAAGAAUAAGCAUAUCACCAUCUAAUACUACAACCACUUUAGCUUUUUAUGUACCUGGUGCGCAAGCUCAGCCAUCGACUUGCAAAUUAUUUGCAUAUCCUAAUAUCAGUCAACCAGUAGCUUCAAAAAGCUUUUUCCAGGCUGACAGGGUUGAUUUUUUGUGGAAUAAUCGUGGAACAAAUCUACUUCUUCUAACAGCAACUGAUGUUGACCAAACUGGUGCUUCAUAUUAUGGAAAACAAUCUUUGCAGUAUAUGAGUUGCAAGGGUGAUACUGCUAUGGUUCAGUUGUCCAAAGAAGGGUCUGUUCAUGCAGUUGCAUGGAGUCCUAAGAAUAUAGAGUUUUGUGUUGUUUACGGUCAUAUGCCUGCUAAAGCUACAUUAUUCAAUCUUAAUUGUGAGCCGGUUUUUGAAUUUGGAACAGGACCUAGGAACUCUAUUUAUUACAAUCAAUUGGGAAACAUGCUCAUUUUGGCUGGGUUUGGUAAUUUGAGUGGUCGCAUAGAAGUAUGGGAUGCACAAGGUCGCAAACAAUUAGGUACUACUGAAGCCCCAUGUACAACAUUAUUGGAAUGGAGUCCUACAGGGCUUGUGUUUGUUACUGCCACAACUGCACCUAGACUACGCAUGUCUAAUGGAUUCAAAAUAUGGCAUUAUACAUGUGUGUUACUCCAUGAGACUAUGUGGCCUACAGGUGAAGAAUUAUUAAGUGUUUGUUGGCAAACAUUCCCAAGGGGCACUUUUAAAGAGUCAGUUUUAAAUAACACAAAAGUUCAGGGAAUUCAACCAAGUCAACCAAUAGCUAGUAAGCAGGCUUACAGACCUCCAUCAGCAAGAGAUCGGGUAGCUCCUGUUAAAUUUCAUAUUGAGGAAGCACCAGGAAUACCUGGUUCAGGACCCCCUUCAAAAGCAGCUAUUAAAUUAAAGAAGAAGAGAGAGGCUAAAAAAGCAAAAAAAGCCAAUGAGGGUGACGGUGAACAACCUACAUCUAGAGAAAGAACUGUAAAGCAAAAUUCAGAAGUAAAUUCAAAGCCAACAACUGGUGAUGCAGAAGUUGACAAAAAAAUUAAAAAUAUAAUGAAGAAACUGGAUGCAAUUGAAAAGUUGAAACAGCAGCAAUCUGAAGGAAAACCUUUAGAAAUAAAUCAAAUAGCAAAAAUUAAAACUGAACAAGAUUUACUCAAAGAACUACAAGCGUUGAAAAUUUAAGUAUUUUUGUAAUAUCACAAAAAAUUGAAGUAAUAGAAUCUAUUUUCUCUGCAACAAUUUCCAGAAUA
Ctenocephalides felis (cat flea) is the source of this 1935-nucleotide messenger RNA. RefSeq names its product eukaryotic translation initiation factor 2A-like. Gene Ontology annotation, cellular component: cytosolic small ribosomal subunit. The transcript is spliced from 13 exons. Gene Ontology annotation, biological process: translational initiation. The record is from RefSeq and is a predicted model, not a curated record. Lineage: Eukaryota; Metazoa; Arthropoda; Insecta; Siphonaptera; Pulicidae. Gene Ontology annotation, molecular function: protein binding; mRNA binding; translation initiation factor activity. The coding region runs from base 113 to 1867 and encodes 584 amino acids.